Molecule: messenger RNA, 17994 nt
Organism: Amoebophrya sp. A120
Lineage: Eukaryota; Dinophyceae; Syndiniales; Amoebophryaceae
Source: the annotation of a GenBank genome assembly
GAAUUGUGGACAGUGAAGAAGGACAAACACACAGAUCCGGUGUGGUUACAGUAAGGGCUUGGCUAUUCCUCUUCUAGUGCAGUAAAGUUCCUGUUGAAAGUUCCUUUCUGUUUUGGAUAUUGUGUUGUUGGUGAGAUAUGAUCUCAUGUUCCUGCCACUAGAAGAGACUUGUAUGUGUAGAGACAGCAUGCAUUAGCUGCCUCGAGUCUGGCUACUCCAUCUGCAAGAUGAUUGAAAACUACGCCAGGUAGAACCAAGGAUGACAAACGCUAAAGCGGCCCUCGUACGGUUGGAAACUCCCACGCAGUUUGUUGCGUGCUGAUGAAACUCAGUGAAGACCUUGCAGGCCAUGCUUGACAAAGGUACCUUUCCUCUCAGUUGUUGCAGGCAGGUAGUGCUGCUACCUGUGCUCUCUUCGGAGCCCACAGUUAGUAGUGCCCCCUGUCAGUUGUUGUUUCAUUCCAUGCUCCACAUAAGCGAUACGAAGUAGAGGCUGUAAAUGAUGGAGAUCCGCAUGUGUGCGAAAAAACAGAUCUGCAUGAGAAAAAUGAUUAGCGUAUUUGGUGCACAAUCUGGAACUAUAUCCCCGACACUCGCCUCACAACAUACAGUGCCCAGUUUCCAAAAAUGCCUUUCGCAUGCAGCUGUAGUUAAAAAGCUAUCACCUCCUCGUGUCGUUAGACUCCACCUGCGCUGUAAGUAUCGCCCUGGAAAAAUGCCCCCAGCCCCGAUCCGCACAUGCGCGAAGUGCGCAGAGAAGGAAGCUGAUAAUCAAGCUCUCCUUCGUGAGCGCUCUGAAAAGAAUGAAGAAAUCGCGGGAUGGGAAAAGCGCUGGAAAAAUGACUCUGUAUCCAUGGAGAACCAGCAGGAGCUCGCCUCUGUUCGCUUACGCCUGCGUGAUGCGAUCAAAGGCAAAAACAAAGCCAUUAUUGAGAAGAAUGCCUUGAAAGAGGAGAAAAAAGAACUAGAAGAAAAGUAUGAGGAAUUGGAGAAAGAGUGCCAAUUAGCUAAUGCGCAUGCGUUCCUUGGCGCGGAAUGUGUGAAAAAAGCGCUGUGGCUGCGCGGUCAAUGUAAGAGACACGAAUUUAAGGACCUCUUAAUUUGUGAUCUCCCGCAUAAGAAGACCCCAUUCACAAACGAGCACCUAAUCGCACAGAUGCUCCCGAGUGAUGAAGUUGCUGGCCCCCUGCCAGAUCGUGAAUCCUUAGAGAAGAUGACUGAUGCGGUGCUCGACCAGAUGUCCGAUUUUCUCGGUCGCUGGUCGACCGAUGAGCACUCGUUAAAAAAGAAGGAAGCCUCUAGCUCUAGUAAGAAGAAAUAAGAAAACGUUAAGAAGAUUCCUGAUUACAUUCGAGAAACAUCUAUGUCGUCACUAGAGCGAAUUGAACUAGCUGCCUUGCACUAGAGCGAGUUGUACUACGUAUCUAUUUUCUCUUCUAUUCAUCAUCACUUAUCGAGGGACACGGAGGAGUAUCUACGUACCAGUUUUUAAGAUGUACACAACUUCACAUUUACAAAUGCAUUUGAUAAAAAUAUAGAGCCAAGCUAUCGUCAUCAUUCAGAAAACUAGCACCGCCACCCGUCACCUCCACAAGAUGCUGACAGUGCUAGUCACAGCAGUGGCGACAUUGUUCGUCACUCCUGCAAGCUACAUCAUGCCGGUGGUAGCCGCAACGUGGUCGUCGUGCACUACUCGUGGCGGUCACUUCAGAAUGCUCAUGUUCUUUUACGGGACAUCUGAAGUAUUUACUUGAUAUGUGAUGCCCUCUUAGCACCUUCCAUGAAUGCACAAGUCUGUCAUGACAAAUUGCAUAUGUGAACUAAUCCAACAAUCAAAUAUUCCCAGGUCCGGAUCUUGCUCGCCAUGGCCGCAUUUUCUUGGAUGUUGGGAAACGAGGGCAGGAUUCUCACCUACGAAGGAUGCAUUGUCGGAUGCCUCCAAUAUCUACUGUGGCAGAUGGCAGAAAUUGCGCGUAGUUACUACUUUAUAUUUGAUAUGAUGACGAUGACCAUUUACAAAUGCAUGGCAUGGAGCAUGACAAAUUGAUGCGAUGGUACGAAAAUGCUAAUCGAAAUGUAUCCAAACUUGACAAAACAGGUUGCUGCCGAGGAAUAAUGAGCAACACCCGCAGGAUCCGUUUCAUGCUCCAACAAAAUAAUCACGGUGAAGCUGUGGUAGUGCAAAAUGACUUGCAAGUCAUUAACAACGAUGACUAGAGUGAGUGGUGUAUCUCCACCUGCUCUCGAAGACCUUUUUUUUGUCCUCAAGAUGAAUGAAUCAUUCCUCAGCUGAAAAGUGCUUCUUUUCAUCAGCAGGAAUCAAACAAUCGAGCACUCCCAGCCCUGCACUUGUGCAGUAUUACCUGUAAACAGCAUAGCAGCCAAAGCCAUGCUGUUAGCCAUCAUUGUGUUUGUUCGUUCCUAUGACGCAAAUUAGCAUUGCAAGCCAGUACAGGAUGAAAAACAACAUCACGAAAAUGUGACAGAGACUGGCAUCACAGACUAGCACCAGAGAGCCGUACCAUCUACAUCACAAAGUAGAAUAUAAAUACCUAUCUGCAGCAUUACAGGUCUACCCGCAACUGCCGAGUGAUUACAGAGUGAAGCAGAGAAAAACCACAAGAGAGAUAGAGUGUAGAAAUCGAGAAUCAGCUGCACGAGGGGAGAUGGAAGAAAUAGAGAGAUACAAACAGAUGCGUCUUCCAUUUCUUCUUUCCAAAAAACACUGUAGGGCUGAAACUUUUUCGUGAUCAUAGACAGAAACCUUGAAAAUGAAGUUUUGGUCCUCCGAAUAGCUGGAUUUCUCCCCAGUGAAGAUGACAGGACGUAAAAGCAGUACCGCUGAGAAGCGGAAAUCUGCCGUAAAGGUAUGCCCUUUCUCUAAUGAUUACUUUGGUUUAUUGUUUUGAUUUUUGCUUCCGACAGUAUACAGAAGUUGAUGUCUUAUCACCAUGACAAAACCAAAUUAGCAUAACAAAUUCCAUAUUUGAUCAUGAGUCCUUGAAUUAUUAUCAGGACGAAGCCCAGCAUAAGCCGAGCCCCACGCCGAAAGCCAAAGCCGCUGUUGCGAAAGCUAGAUCGAGGUCAGCAUCGAGAGAGAAGGAUGAAGGACGUGACACAGACCACGCUAUCGACAAGAACGUGACGCAGCCCGCGACAUCGCCAGAGGACAAGCCCCUGACACAGUCCACGACAGCAUCGCAGGUGAAGACCGUGUCGCAGUCCUCGUCCACGACAGAGGUGAAGAGCGUGUCGCAGUCCUCUACGACACAGGAGAUGAAGGGCAUGUCGCAGUCCGUGACGCACGACGAGCAACCCGCAGCAAGCAGUGUAGCGACACCCGCCCGAGCAGCUGGGAGUAGCACAGCUGCAACCAUCCCGGCGUCAGCAGCAAAGCCGUCACGUACAGCAGGCGAUGAACUGCAACAGGCGGCAAAAGCACCACCUCCCGCCCCCUUGCCAGCAAACGGCUCACUUGCACCGCUACAAGUGAUGCUUACGCAAGACUCGACCCUCGGCUUCUCCCUGAAGCCGGUGCCGACCACCGUGGCGGCGCCACAGCCACAAACGGUGCCAUCGAUCGAUGACAGGCUAGUCAUCGACACUGCAGAAUUUGGCGAGAUGAACACGCUGGUGCAGCAGUUUGAAGAGGAGGGAGCGCUCGCUCCGCUCCCCCCGGGCGUCUGCGAUGACGAUGAAGCAGAACCUAGCGUCGUCAACCCCACCACCCCCAAGGUAAGUGAUAUGGUGUUGAGCAGCACCAAUAGUAAAGGGGUAAAACUCUUUGACCUGGGACAGGUCAAAAAGGCAAGUUUAGCCUCGGGUGAGCCAGUGGAGAAGAAGCAAAGGAGAGCUUCCUUUGCAGGAAGCGACCAAGAUGUGCAGUCACAGCAGCAGACGAAGGAACCCUCCCCCCUGGACCCGAAGCCGUCAACUAGUUGCAUCGCCUCACACGUCAAGUCGGUAGACGUUGCAGGGCUACGCAGCAUCGGUGCUUCUGACGGGGAGAUCCAGAUGUUCCUCUGUGACACCCACGCUCAAACGCUGCUCGCCGAGUUCCAGGAAAUUGCUGAUAAGACAGGAUCAGUGCUGUCUGACCAGGCAUACCUGGACCUGUUGCCUCCGCCCGGAUACAUCAGUUCCGGUAGGCAGGUAAAAGUAGCUUUCGAGUCGGGCCCCACGCGGAUAGGAGGUGCAGGUGUGUACGCAAGAUUGAGCGACCCCCGCGGGUCACUAGCACCGCUGUGGGCCGCAGAGCUGGACAACUGUGACUUCUCCUUCAGGCAGACAGCAGCAUAUUUGUGGAGAAUCGCUAACGCAAUUGCACACGACCUGGACCAGAAAAUAGUGCUUGAAAGAAGUACGCAAUUCUUGCGCCUCAUGGUGUACGACUUGAACAUCGCGCCGUGUCCGCAAAAGCCCGUGUCCGCAAAGAAAUUGUGGCGAGAGGAGAUCCUCUGCCAAUUUGCUGCGAAGGAUCCGGUGACGUUCGCGAUCUACGUCUUGACCGGCCGGCUAUUCGACGUGAACACCUUCACAGCGAAGUACGGGAAAGAGAAAGCGAAGAGCCAGAAGAUAAAGCUGGAGACGCAGCGAGACUUCCGGCUAGGAGUCACAGUCACAAAAGUGGCGACCACGGGCUGCCAAGACACCGAGAAACUCUCGAUCUCCGAUGUCGACCGCCUGUGGAGAAAAGACCUCGACGUCAACGGUCAGCUCCUGCCGAUUGGAGAUGUGGUGAAACAGUACGUCCUUUCAGGAGCUUUUCUCCGCCGCGCGUGGCCAGUGCUCGUAGCCAGCGACUGGUACAACGUUGCUGCGCUAGCCGAGCUCCUGGGCGAGAAACUACACACCAUCCUGUAUGCGCACCAACUGUCGUUCGAGACGCUAAAAUUGUACAACAUCCUUCCUGUUUCCGUGGUAUCGGAAAUAUUCGAGCUAUCGAGUAUUACGUGGGUCAAGUUGCUGUACCCGCACAUGUCCGACCUCGGAAUGGUGCCCUUUAAUGUGGUGAUGGACAAGUUCCCGGUCGUGCAUCCGACCGCGACCAACGUAGCGAUGCACAUGAUCAUGUACACCUCGCAGUUUUGGAAGAAAGAUGGUGUGCGCAUCACGACAGCCAACGCGGUAGAGAAGAGAUUCCCGCACGUCGGUGGCAGCACAGAUCCAGCCCGUGUCUGGAAUGAUCAUAUUGAGGAUAUGUUGGUGAUGUGCAUGAGCAAUCACUUCAUGGAGGGUCUCAGCCCGCUCUUGCACUACCAAGACAUUCUCCCGCGCGGCCGGCACAUGUACCACAAAAAUCUGACGUACCAGAAUUCCGCUGCAGUGAGCACAUAUCUGGACCCUGUCACCCUCCUGCCCACGACCGCACUCGACGACCGCACCACGCGGCCGAACAAUAAAGUGUUCAAGAGCAUCUGCCAGGAGAAUGCGUACUUUGAGUCCAACCCGCGCUCGCGCACCGAGCACAUGUACAUGGGCCGGUUCGCCCGGUCGCAGGCCCUGUGUCUCACCAUCACCAAGCACAUCAUCGAUGACAUCGGAAACUGCCACAGCAAUGACACCUUCGCGCCGACCACAGCGUCCAGGAUGUCAGUGCAGCAGCCUCUUUUGCCUGAGGUGCGAACAAGAUCUGCUGUACAAGCCCCGAUGCUUGACGAACAGAUAGCGGAUGACACGCCGGACGACGCAGCAGAAGCGACGAGAAUUCAAGAGCAGUUAGCCGCUGGUGCAAUCGAUGCUGAUAUGCACCUCGAAGAAUCGGAAGAGGAGUUUCUCUUUCAUGACUCCAUCCAGGAGCAAGAGAUGUUGCUGUCAGAUGCGAUGCAAAACAGUCGCAAAGGGGUGAAACGGAGCAGGCCCGCGAGCUCCGCCCCUGCAGCCGCACCUGCGGCAUUCGCGUCGUCCUCGGCAUCGUCUUCCUCGUCCGCCCAGCCGAAAAUGGACCCCUUGGAAUUGUUCAAGUCGAAGUGCAAUUCGGCAUUUGGGAAAGGGAAAGGAAUGAAAGGUAAAUCCGCAGGCAAGAGCAAAGGGAACUUCCAUCACACUCCGACCGGUACAGGCCUGUUCCAGAAUGAGAUCACCCCCGCUACAGCAGGAGUAGAUGACGAUGAGGAGUACGAGCCAGAAGCGGAGCCUCCCGCGCCAACAUGGGACUGGCAGAAUGCCACGGAAGAGGAUCUCUUCCCGGCGGCACAGCGCAAAGGCAAAGGCGGGAAGGCACCGAUGGGAUCCAUGUCGGGCAAGAAAGGAGCACGGUCGCACCCGUACUCCUCCCCGUCGGCGCCAGCAGCACCGAAACUGCACCCCAGUGUCUGGCACUAUGGAAUUCCAUCCCAGGGUGCGUGCAACAUGCACCCGUCAGCAGCCAUGUACCAGCCAUACGCGUUUCAAGAUCCCUUUGCUCCCCACCACGCCGACAACUUUCACCUGCUGCCACCACCAGUAGAACCAUCCACCGCGAAUGCGUAUGGUCGGUGCACUCGUCGCGCAGGACGAGUUGCGAUCGACGAGUGGGGGUAUCCACUUAUUGAAGAUGCAGAAUCCCCAGCAAACUGGGAUUAUACAUCUUCUAUGCAUUACAAAUUUCCUCCCACUGCUCUUUUCUCCCGAAUUAUAGUGUUUAGCAUAGGAUAUUCUGGCUAGGGUGUAUUCUUGUUGUCUAGUAUUACAACAAGCCUGGUGAUGACCAUCUUAUGAUGUAGCCAAGUGCAGACUAGCGCUCGGUGUAGGGCACGCCUAAAUUGUGCCGGCGCGCCUAAAUAGUGCCAGUCGGUAGCAUGGUGACAGACAGCAGAAUUCCCAGGAACUUGAUCUGACGCAGGCUAUUUUGUAUUUUCCAUUUGUGAAGAAAUACAAAUAUUUGCCCGAAUCAAGUAUUUAGCAUACCGUAUUCUGGCUAGGGUGGUCUCCACUUCCUCACGUCACCAGAACAGCUGCGUGAUGAGAGCAACCGAAAGGAUUUGAUCCGUCCUGUGACAGACUAGCGCUCGGUGUAAGGCACGCCUAAAUAGUGCCGGCACGCCUAAUUAGUGCCAGUUGGUAGCAUGGUAACUGAUAGAUGGGAACCAAACUCUGACCAAAGCUGGUUUUUGGUCCCCCCUCGUCCGUUGCACAAGCUGCGCUGUAGCGCGCGCACAAGAGAAUCGCUGCGAGCUCAGAGCCUAAAUUUCAUGUCGCCAUCAGCCUGCAGGCUCGUCUGCAGUGUGGUGUAGCACUAGUUCUCAUCAUCUCAGCAAUUUGUCGUGCCCACUUCGGGCAUCACCUCUAUAGGUAGCCAGAAUAUGUCAUGCUAAACACAGAAUUAGCAAAAGAAAAGAGCCUCUCCUCCGCCUGCAUACCAGUUGAAGAUCAGGAAGCCUUCAUCGCCGCCGCCUCGUUCGAGAUGUACUGGAGAUGCACCGGCACCGCGACAGACGCGCAGACAGUAGUCUUGAACUGUCUCCUGUUCCGCAUUCUGAUGCGGAUUGUGAUGACGAAAAUAGGACUAGAGGCCUACGAGAUGUACUACUCCGACGAAGAACUAGCAGCAUCCACGAAGUCCAUGUUCUGCACCAACAAAGCCACGCUAGCAUAUGUAGCCUCUCAGCGAGUCCUAGCCGUCAAGAAGACCAUGGCGCAGGCCGCGGUGGUGUUAUCGCUGAACGGAUUUAAUCCGAAGAGUUAUUCAUCCGAAGCCGAGGUAACAGGUGCUGUUAAGGUAAUGGCAAAGCCACCCUUUUCCGACACGUCCUUGGUGACCGCCAUGCUCACCCUGGGAAAGACGAUGUUGACAGCAGUCGCGUGGCAAUAUGCAUUGCAAAAGUGUACUGCCUCAGGAUUCUUGUCUGCAUGCUUGUGAUGCUAAUUUGAAUUGUGAUUGCACAUUUAUAAUGCUGGGUCAGUACAUCUUCACCCAGCAUAACGUAGGAGCAGAAACCAAAGUGAACUGCACCUUCCUAGGUCUUAAAACUGAGACCUGGGCAAAAGUGCAAAAAAGCUGCGAAAAGGUUUUCGACACCCUUGCCCUCAAUGAGGGCAAAGAACAUGAACUGGAACUGAAAGAAGCCACCACUAUUUCCGAUAACCUCUCGUCUACGAAGUUGAUUUCCGCCCUCGUCGCGGCCUCCGACGUUUUCCCACAGGACAGCCUCCUUGAUCGCCUUGUGGAGCUCGAAGACAGGUUGAAGAACACGUUCGGAAUAGUUACUGCAGUAGAGAAAAUGCAGAAGCGGGAAUUGAUAAAGCACAUGUCCAUCUACCUCUCUGGGCUCAAAAAAGCCCUGGUGACGCCUUCGAUCGACGACAUCGUGGUGUGGCUGAACAGCAGGAGAUCGUUGAUUCCGUUCGCACAGAAGGCCACGAUCACCACGAAAGGCAAGAACAAAGGGAAAGGUAAGCAAAAGAAAUCGUGGACCGUCACCAAGGACAAUGAAAAAGGGAAGACCAAAGGUAAGGGUAAAAACAAAAAAGGAAAAGGAAAAGGUAAAGGAGGUGCAAAUUCCUCUGACUUUGCCUCUAUGGUGGAUGAUUAUUCUACGAGAAAUGGUUGUACUCGAGUCAGCUUGCGAUUACCUACGCAUGACAAAUGCUUGUCCUCAGGGAAAGCAGUAUGAUACUUUCCCUCUCUCCUCGUCAAAAUUGCAAUGCAACUGGUACUAGCACAGCAUUUCUGCACUUGCAUAUCAGCGGCGCCGCGACCAUAGCAAAAGUGUUCAAGAUGGACAAACAACGGGUGCUCCGCGAAUGCGGAUGCGUCAUGUAUGUCCUCGACAAAAGACGCAUCACGGUACCUAUUUACUACAGCUUAUUUUGUUUUGUAAUAUUUAACUGUUGCCCGAACUGAUGUAUUUAGCACACGUCAUUCUGGCUACCUAGACCUGAGCUCUUCGUAAGAUAUUGCGAAGUUGUGUGGGCGACUGGCCAACGCCGCUAACACAACGGUGGCCAAGUCGUGGUUCAGGAGCCGGAUAUGGCCACGACUAACCACCCGCCUUUUCUCCCCAUCAUUGUACUAAAACAAACUCCCAGGUUGGUGGAAAGCAGUGGUACUGCAAGCACAAGUCCGGCCACGAAACCGAACACGCAACUGCUGACGCAUGGUGCGAGGAGGUGGAAAAGGUUAAGAAAAUGCGUAGCUGGGACGAAGAAGAGGAGGAUGAGUAAUUGACUCAUCCUCCUGUGAUCAAGUUUUUUCUUGAAUCAAAAUGAAUGAAGAGCCAAGGAUGCUCCGAACGUGUGGCUAUGACUACACAGAAAAUGUACAGCGUAGUUUUGCUGGAAUUGAGACUUCGUAUUUUCUCAGUAAAUGAACGGAAGAAUUGAUGUGUUUUUGUUAAAAUCAAAACCAAUUUGAGAACAAGAACACGCUUGCUAGCGUACUCCCGCCAAACCACGCUGCAAUCAGCCCUUGUCUCAUGGUGUGCAGCAUGUGAGCGUGCAAGUAGUCUGCAUCACUCGGUCUAGAGCGAAAAACAGCAACAUAGCAAUCUGUUGAGAGCAUGUGAAGCUAGAACAUAGUGCUACCUCACGGAGUAGACACAUGCUGAGCGAACAGAGCGUGAGUGACAGAGUAAAAAAUGUACAGAGCACGCCUUUAAAAAAACUAGUCCUCAAACGCUGUAGGGUCAGAGAGGUUGUUCUUUGUGAGCACAGCAGCACAUCACAAAAAUGAAGUAAAGAAGAAGUUGCGUCUAGCACGCCGCCGGAAAAGAGUACCCGCUUUUACUAAAGUCAAGUGUCUUUCUUUGCAUCGAAACUUGUGUCAUGAUUGCAUUCUUCUGUUGCCGUCGAUGCUUGAACGCAAUUCCCAUCUGAAAUUUGAGAAUUGCAACACAACCACAGGUACACGCCCGCUUGUCUUGACCAUGGCCGCACACCUUGCACGCCACCGAAGGCACGCCCAGCAUGACUACUCGCAAGACCUUGUGCAAGUAGUCCGCAAUGUACGAAAAGCCUCGUGCAGAGAAGAAAAGAAAAGGGUAAGCCCCUUUUUCUUUUCAUGACUUCUCUGCUGCAAUAGAAACUUUCAUUCGGCCCGCGAUGCGCUAAGGCAGGCAGCCCAGCAAUAAUAGACCAAAAAAGUGUUAUUCGGCUUUUUUGCCCGAAGUUGAGUAAUUAGCAAAGGUAAUCUGGCUACCCUCCUUUUAGCUUCCCCAUAGGAGUAACAAGCCGCGGUAAGUGGUACAGGGGGACGCCCCUGAUCGCUAGUCCUAGCCACUCGAUUAGGACAGUGCAGCAUGCCGUUACUGAACCAGUGAUGAUCCGGGAGGGAACGUACAACCCUUCUGGUGAGCUGACAACAUCAGGUCCCUGCCAGUCGCUAACGCCGCAAGGCAACCUCUGCGAACGGCUAGCCCACCCCGCGCAGCGCGCUCCCCUUUUUUCCGCGCAGCGCUCCCCCCCAAAUGAGCUAUAAAUAUCGAAAAUGCCACCUUUUUUGCCCGAAUCGAGUAUUUAACAGACGAAUUCUGGCUACCCGGUUUUCCGUUUGCUCUACUGGUCAGAAGCCGCGUUGGUGGUAUGGGGGGACGCCUCCUUUCGCCUAGCAUCGUAGCCUACUCACACCAGCAAGAUCAGGGUCGCUCCCUGUCCGCCUGGCAGUCCUCGGACACCUUCACGUUGGGCUAGGUCCACCGCGCGCACGGCCCCCGGGUUAUUUUGUCUUCCCCAAUCCUCCUCUCUUCCGUGUCAAGUCUGUGCUGGGCUGCCGACCACCUAGCCGUAGCGCUAACUACUAGGACAUGCAUAACAAAAUGCAUCACAGAUACUUACGGAGGUCGCGGAAAGGAUGUCCAUGGGUGUAGAGGACGUCAUCUCCAAGAAAAAUCUAGAUAGUGUGAGACUGGGCCACGCACAAGACCUAGAGGUCCAGCCCGCGCAUGUGAAGGACUUAAAUAUUUAUUACACAAAGUGUGGUAGCACGGCGCUCACGACAGAUGUCAAAGCGCCCGCCCUGCUAGCAAAUAUUGCAAGAGACUGCGAUUUCGCAACGCAGGAGGUACGCGACAGGCUGUUUGGCUUCUAUGACAGCGAUCAGCUCUGGCACCCGACAGGCCACUUCAGCAUGGGGAUUCCAGUUAGAGGGAUAAUAGAUAAGUACGGCCUCUGGGAAGGCGCAAAAAACCUGUCAGACGACGAAAUUCUUAGACUAAAUAACUGCCCAGUCACCCCCGAAGCUAGAGACCUGGCACGAAAAGAAUUCUCGACGGUAAGGCGGAAGCCAUACCCUUUCGAGACGCCAGAAUUGCUGGAAAAAGGGAUAGAAGAGAUCAAUAGGAAUAUUUUUGAUCCGUCGAAGCCAAUAGCGCCAGACAACAGUCCAGUGCUGUGGCCGACGAAGUCGCCAGAAGAAGUAGAAAAAGACCCGAAGGCCGUGAUAAUACCGGUCUUCACCCUAGGCCAAAAAUUCUGCCCGAUAGGGCAAUUUUACAAAAAAUAUCGCAUCAUAGCAAACGAAAAGCACAUCAAUAACAAAAUGUCCGCGAUACAGGAACACCUUAGCCUUAGCGACUUCCCGACAAUCGUCGAUGCAGUGCAGUCUGUGAUUGCCCCGGGGUGUGACAUCCCAGUGGUGUUUCUCAAGAACCACCUGUACACGCAAAUCCUAGAAAAUGCUGACACAGGAGCUUCUUGGGAAGACAUAGAUAGGAUCAAAGGAGGGUGGAAGCCACCGGAUAACUCCGAUGGCUUUGUCCCAUGCUUGUCGAAACUAGAUUUGUACCAAGCGUACUUUCAGCUAGCGAACAAUGAAAGUGAAAACUACUACAUCAGUGUAAUACGCCCAGAUGGGUCCGUAGAAGUAGUGCGGAAUACAGCGCUUACAUUUGGCAAUUUGCAUUCGGUAUUCCACUUUGUAGGCAGCUCGUCCGAGUUGUUACAAAAAGUCUUACGUUUUUACUUAAGAGCCCCCUUCUACGUGUACAUCGAUGAUAUUAUCAGCAUGAUGAUAGCCGUGCUUGCUGCGCACGCACUGUCGUGUGCCAAGCGGAUAGUGGCCGCACUAGGCUACGCGCAGAGCGACAGAAAAGAUGAGGUAGGUCGCAUAGGACAGACUGUAGAAGUGUUAGGCAUUAACUACCGCCCCGAGCAGGAGAGCGCACACUUUGACAUGCCCCCAGACAAAGUGGUGUCUGCGCUGGAAUUGAUAGAUGACUUCCUCAUCCUUGUAGCGUGUUGCGCUGUGACGUUAGUCAAAACACAGCGGCUACUAGGCACCCUGAUCCACCAUCUGUAUUUUCGCAAAUAUGCGGAUUGUGGCGCAGCGAUCUCCUUGAUGAACAGGCUCACGUGCCCGCGCGAGCAAGGGCGUAUGAACGCGCCCCAGCAAGGAGGCACACGAAAAGCAGCAUCGGUGCUGCUUCUGCAAACCAGAGAUGCUAUCGAGAAAAACGCCCCCUUUACACUAUCAGCAGCUAUGGUACAUGAGCAGUGCGCUGAACUGUAUACAGACGCCGCACAAGACGACGAUGGGAUAUGGCUCGGAGGCGUCAUACACAGAGACGACUCCGUGCCGUAUUACUUUCGACUGUCACACUCGAAGCUAGUAAAAAACUUCGAGCUGCCCACACGGCUAAAAAACCGGAAAAUAUACUUCUAUGAGCUUCUUGCAAUUUUCGUAGGCCAAGUUCUGUUCGAGCAGAUGCUCAAGAACACAGUAGGAAUAUCGCAUGUAGAUAAUAUAGGGGCAGCCUUCGCAGUCGUGAAAGGAAUCGCCCACGACGUACCGGGGGCAGUGAUGGCAUCCCUGAUAACGCGCCGCAGGCGCGAUGAUAAUAACAAAGCUAUCACGCACUACGUGCGCAGCAAGCUAAAUCAUUCAGACGCAGUCACACGAGAUAGACAGCGCGACUUUGAGCUGUUCCUGUCGAAGACAGGAGCAGUGCAUGUUGAUGAAAUUCUCCCGGACUGGGCACAAAAACUAGGUGAAGCCCUGCAGUUUGUGUCGUCAGAAAUCGAGAAAUUUGAAAAAAUUGUGAGCAGUUUGUGAAAAGAUAUUCCCUCACCUCAGGUGCAGCGAAGGCCAAAAGCACAAGCAAAAGAGCCCAGGCGCCCGAACUCUCGUGCAGCGAACCUGUUCAGAGACCCAAAAGUAAAGCUACGAAUCGAUGAAGAACUUCGUGUGUGGCCAGCUGAGCUUUCGUACGGCUAUGACUACGCAAGAAAUAGAUCGUGCAGAUGGGCAGCGUUCGUAAGCUGGUUUAACGUGAACUACACGAAGAAAAUUAGAAUACCAAAAUAUAAUGAGCCGCUGGCUACGCUCCAGUGCCCGGAAAUGACGUUCAUGUCAGAACUAUACGCGUAUGGUAAGCACCUGAUAGACGUAGAGCAAGGGAAUUCGUACCAUCUACACAUCAGCACAAUCGCACAAAGGCUAAAGCAGAUCAAUAAGCUAGAAUCCAGGUCCCCGCUCGCCCACGAAAAUCAGUGGACAUGCUACGCCAGCCUGAAUAGACUCAAAGCCCAAGCAGACCCACAAAAAGCCACCCCCGUCUCUAGGACGCAGAUGCAGGGCCUUCGAGCAUCAGAUCUGAUACUAGUAAAAUUUUGGAUCGCGACAGCAUUUCGCAUUAGUAGUUUUGCACCAGUAUCAAGCGAGUGCAUCUAUGACAUAGGAGAUCAGGAUGGAGUUAAGUGGGCAGAGAUAUNUCGCGACAGCAUUUCGCAUUAGUAGUUUUGCACCAGUAUCAAGCGAGUGCAUCUAUGACAUAGGAGAUCAGGAUGGAGUUAAGUGGGCAGAGAUAUCAGGCGGACGGACCGCCGCCGGAUUUUUCCGCUAAAACGCGGCUGAAAAGAUGCUAAAAGAAAAAAAAGCGGCCCCGGGGCCGCGCGCGAGGCGGCGAAGCUUUUCCGGGCUGGUGCCGGCUCGAAGGGGGCUGCGGCCCCGCCGGUCCGGAGGCGCGCCCCUACCCCGGCCUUUGCUUCCCGGCGGGCCCCCUCGUCGCGCGAGGCCCCUCGGCUUCCCUUUGGCGGCGUUUUGGCGGCCCCUUCUCUUCCCCGCGUUGCAUUUGGCCGGCGCGGCGGCCCGGCUCCCUUGGCGCCCCACAUUCUUUCACCGGGGGGUUUGUUUUGGCAGACCGGCCGGGGGGCCCCCGGAGGUCCGCGGGCCGGACCCGGAAGCCGGGAAAAACCCGGGGAAGCCGACCCGGUAAAACCCCAGAAAUGGCCAAAAAAGGAACGCGCUAAAAUUUUUAGCAGACCCCAAAAACCGACGAAAAUUGGCAGGGGGGGUACGAAAACCCUCAGGAAUGAUUAGGAAAAAUUUUAGCACGAAAUUAGCAGAGAAUUAGCAGACAUAUUAGCAGACUUUUUAGCAUGUUUUCAGCACCAAAACCGGACCCCAAACUUUACAAAUUAGCAGAGGUUUAGCAGACUUUUAGCAUAUUAUUAGCAUACUAUUAGCAUAUAAUUAGCAUGAUCCUCGCGGACCGGCAGCCCGGUGAGAAUCCAAAGAAUGCGCCAGCAGGGGAUCCCGGAAAGCGGGGGGGCGUUUUUGGGGGGUUCGUCCGGUUCUCCUCGGAAAGUUUUUUUGUCCGGCUCCGGGCAAAGGACACUGGCGGCGAUUCCAGCUGCGAGCAGAAGCCUGCCAUCAAUGCAUUCGCCGCGCCCCUUCCUUCGCCGGGGCCCCGGGCCUUCGUAUUGUGCCGCCCCCGCAAUCGCGGCCCUCCGGAUUUCGCAUGGUGCGGAUUUUUUUUAGCACUAUAACAGCACCAAAUUACGAAAAAAGGCCGGCGGCGAUCGUCGCCCUGAGAGAUAUUUACAGAUCAUGUAAAAUUCAACCCACUACCAGGCGAACUGUUUUCUGUCUUAGUCCCGCACCGAUGCGUAACAGUCCCAAGUAGCUGCUCCACAGAUGCACGGCAAGCGUACUACAAUGAGUUAGUACAGGGCAAGUUGAAAAGCACGCCGCACUGCUGUCGCAGGACAGCAGCACUAGCACUCAGGCUGCAACUAGCAUCCUUGAACCUAGGUGGUGUGUAUGCAAUACCCGAGUUCAAUAUGAACAGGAUAGCGGACCACUUUGGGUGGACCCGCAAGACAGCAAGAAGAAACUUCCUGCGCUACACUAAAGAUUACAAGAUGCAUGUUAAAAGUGAAUUUUUCUUCCCGAAAGAGACCACAAACUGGAUUCUUGAGGGCCUGUUUGUAGUAGACUCAGACUGGCUCGGCUUUGAUGCGGCAACCGCCAUGCACUACCAAGCCGCAGCAGGAAAAGACAUUGCACUUGUGUACAAUGCAGAACAACAGAUGCUACAGGUGCAGCGUCAGCUAGUGUUUCUCAAUCAAUUUCAGUAAAGUAAAAAUCCCAUGCCUGGCCAGAAGGCCCACUGUGCGCACCAUCGUGCGCUCUCUCAAGGGUGUUCAUCCCAGACCUGUGAAGCACUAUUGGCAAGCUAGAUCUUGGAUGCCCACUGGGUCGUACUGUAGACAUGAUCACUACCAGUUAGUUUCAUGUAGUAGUGCUCAUUUCGUACUGUGAAGAUCUAUCGUGAUCGUGCUACGCAGUUCUGGCCCAAUGCUGUUGGGAUGUUGGUCGCGUUGUGCGUGCCCGCAACGCUCCAGUUGCAUCCUCGAAUGAGAUUUGGUCUGUGUGAAUAUCGGAUCCUCUCACUGUUUGUCCACGCUGAGAUGUAUAAUAAUUCUGCUUUACCCACCACCACGGCCACAAGCUCCUAGUGUGAUUCAGAACAAAUCUUGCGAAAAAAAUUAUUGAUACAUCGUAUGAAGUUACCCAGAAAAAAACAAGAUCUGUUUCUGUGUACUGAAUCACACCGCGGCGCUGGUGUUAUAAUCGUAUCGUAAAAAUAAAGAAGAAUUAUCCUGCUGAACUCACCCCGAAAAUCUUGAACUUGAAAUUUUUUUGCCCAGUCUUGGUCCAUAACGCAUUCCUGUUAUUGACUCCACAAUUUUCAUCUUCACGUCCAGCUUUUUGGAACGAAGAACAAACGGUUCCUGAUCAACGUCGAACAAAAAGCCUUGCACGACACCAUAUCCACCAUUGCAGCGAAGAACCUUCACAAAUCUAAAGAACUGAAAAAACCCUUUAGAUUUCGUGUGUCAGCAACCACAGCAAGCUUUGUCAAAACUACACUUUUUGAUAAAGCCAUUUUCGACGUCCAAGAAGCAUAAUUCAACUUGCAAGAAUAUUUUAUCGAUAAUUUCAGAUCUGUGAAACAUCUGAAAUUUCAAAAUGGCGGACGCAACGGCUGAUCAGGAGAAGUACACAGAGGUUCUGAACGAGCUGAUUCCCUACAUUUCCGAGUUUGUGGACGGAAAUGGGGGGUUGGCUUCGCUUUCCCUUUUGUCCCAGGACCCGCACGUCAAGUCCCUGCAGGCGAUGAUCCCGGCGCGGUACGACAAGAAGCUGACGAAGAUUUUGGAGCAGUACAAGGACUUUUUCCAGUGCCUGGAGGGCGGGCGCGUGGCCACCUACAAGGCCUACGAAUCGGGGUUGAUCGACGAGGAGGGCCGGGUGAAAAACGUGUCUGCGAAAGCGAAGACCAAGAUGAAGCAGGUGGUCACCAUUCUGCCGGUGGGCGAGGAGGCCCCCCCGGCGGAGGCCGCGGCCCCGGCCUUUUCGCCGCCGGAACCCGCGGCCGCUCCGGAAGCGUCGCUCAGUGGCAACGAGGGCGGCGCACCCACGGGCGGCCCCGUGGAACACGCGUUUGACCCCACGGACGACAACUUGACGGAUGAGAUGGUAUUAUUGAACCAUGCACGAAUAUCCUAGCAAGCGGGUUUCGCAAUUUCAAUAUGGGCAUUGUGUGAGAAGUCUACGUGAGCUGCGUGCCCAACGCUGUAUGCAAAACAUGAUUUUUUUAAUUGUCUUCCUCGUUGUCCUUGGUGAGAAGAAAGGGGUUGUUAAAACAGAAAUGGAUGUCCUGUUCUACUUCCAAAAAAAAACCAAAACAGGGCCAUGAAGUGACACUAAUGGAUUUGAUGGACCAGCUGGGCGCGGCUGUUUUUUUGGAGGACGGGUCCCAGUUUGUUCAGCUCAUUCAGAAGAUGCGCCGAAUCCGCAAGGAGACAUUUGGUAUUUCUAUUUUUUUGAAACUGAUGAUAAAACAUAAAAUUCUUCGGGUUUUUGCUUCGUUCUCCUGAUGCAUUUGCAUAUGCAUGACGGGAAGUCGAUAUUCAUGAAGCAGUAUGAGAAAUGAAAAGGUUGAUUUGGAUCUCCACCAGGUUUCGACGAUGACUCCGUGUUCGCCCGCGUGUUUGGUCCCACCCGGCCCAACGCGAACCGCAUGGUGGUCACGGGUGGCAGCGCCGUCCCCGGUCAGGUGAACUCCCUGAAACGCCAGGCGCAGGCCUACGACCCAAAUGGCCCGCGCAUGACCGUGCCUUCCAGCGUGGAGCUCGCGGCCCCGCGCAACCCGGCCGAACGGAACGAGCGACUGACUUUGGUGACGCGAGAGAUGGUGAACCGCUUGCGCGAGGCACCGGGAAAGAUGCUCACGGUGAUUGAGCUCACACAAAUCCCGAAGAUCCAGUUGUUGAAGAAAGGUAUUAGUUGUAUGCCAGAGUUAGAGCUGCAGAAGUACGUUCAUUCUCCACAUUUUCAGUGUUUAUUCCGUCGCGCUUUGAUGAUGAUGCAAUUAGGUACGUCACAUCUGCUUUGCAUGAUAAGGUAUUAAAAUUCGUUUACAACUAGUGUAGUACGUCUAGUGCACUUUCUUGAUGAAGCGCAGCCGGGAGGACCACUUCAUCUCCACGACUCUGUCAGGUAUCAUUUCGAAAUUCACGCUGUUCCUGAACCAGAACCAGGAUAAGUUCCAACUCGCGAGAAACCCGGAGGGCGAGAACAAAUCGGAUGUGGUCACGUUGAUUAUGGACGAGGUUGCGGUGGACGAACUGCUGACGGGCACGUUUGACCUGGACAACCAGUACACGGAUAUGUUCCCGGAACUCUCACUCGCCGGGCCGAACGCGCCGGGCACCGGGCUGGCGAAGAAGUUCCAGAAGAAGGGUACUGGAAAAAAGGGCGGAAAGGGCUACGGCUACGGUGGGUAUUACUAG